Ostreobium quekettii is the source of this 444-nucleotide messenger RNA. Lineage: Eukaryota; Viridiplantae; Chlorophyta; Ulvophyceae; Bryopsidales; Ostreobiaceae. The record is from the annotation of a GenBank genome assembly.
AUGGGCUGCUGCCUCAGCCAGCCCGACCCCGACCUGGUAGCCGCCGACGCCUACCAGCGACUGGUAGGCGACUGGUCCAACGACGCGGACAACGACAUACGGCGCGAGAUGUACAUGGCGAUCAAUGCCAACGGCCGGGUCAGCGUCGUGGAGGAGCACAGGUGCCUGCGGGUGGGGCCCAAGUGCUUCUGCGCCGACUCCAGCGUCGAGACGCGCAUCCUCAGGGUGAAGGCUGUGGAGCCCGACGGCGUGGUGAGGAUUGGCGCCUGCUGGAGGCUGUGGUACAGCGUGAGGUUGGGCGGGGACGGGGAGGCCCUGUUGGUUAACACGAACACGGGGUGCGUGGGCAGGCAGGCCUUUGCGCUGAGGCGGACGGCGGACAAGCGGGGCGUGGGGUACUUCAACGCGGAGAAGCAGUGCGGGAAGGUGGUUUGUCUCUGUUGA